AUGAAGACAACUGUGGGAAAAGCAAAAGCUGCAGCUAGAAUCAAAUUUAUUCGAACUGAACUACCUCCUACUUGUCAACUUGAGAAGGUAACAGGAGAAGAAAACAAAGACGAUGAUCACCCUCAGCUUGAAACUGCCAACAAAACUUCCAGAGAUAGAGUUCAGGAUCCUAGUGGUUUUUUAAUGAUUUUGUCCUUUCAUUAUUAUCUGAAAGAUCUUUACAAUUCUUCAAAACCAGAUUCAAGUCAACAAAUAUUGCCCAAGAAGAUUUUAGGGAGAAGUGUUGAGUUAUGGAAAGAAAAGGCUGAUAUGUCUGAGCCAUUAAGUUGCCUGAUGGAAGCUGCAAGCAAAAGCAAGUCUCGUAAUAAAUACACCAUGCAAGAAAAUGGUGCCAUACCAGUGUUGGUGGACGCUAAUGACAAUGACUCUCAAGUGCCUAAGGUCAAAGUCAACAAACAUUGUCAUAUGAAAAAGGCCGCUGGUGAACAAAAUGAGUCGACUCCUUCAGAAUCAAAUCAAGUCAAACUUCAAAAGCUGCAAAAUACCCAAGAAAAAAGACCCAAAUUCUCUCAGGACUUGAAUUUUCCAGCACAACCUGUGAUUGGUUCAAACACUAAAAGCAACAUAGGAUUUGGUCCAGUCUGGGAAGCAUGGGCAAGAUUGCCACAAAUAACUUCCUGCUACAUAAGGGUCAUGGAUGGUAGUUUACCUGUUUCUUUUAUUAAGAGGUACAUCGUGAAGAAGCUUGGUCUUGCUAGCGAAGCUGAGGUGGAGAUUUCAUUACGAGGUGAGCCAGUCUUAUCCUCAUUGCAACUGAAAAACUUAGUAGACUUGUGGUUGCAAACAGUGCCAGGCAAUGAGAUUCAGACAUCUGUUGGAAGCUCAGCCAAGGAUUUUGUUAUGGUUCUUUCAUAUGGUCGAAAGGCUUGA
Abrus precatorius (Indian licorice) is the source of this 930-nucleotide messenger RNA. Its product is annotated as E3 ubiquitin protein ligase DRIP2-like. Bases 1 to 930 code for a protein of 309 amino acids. Gene Ontology annotation, molecular function: ubiquitin-protein transferase activity. The record is from RefSeq and is a predicted model, not a curated record. The transcript is spliced from 7 exons. Lineage: Eukaryota; Viridiplantae; Streptophyta; Magnoliopsida; Fabales; Fabaceae.